This is a messenger RNA of Trypanosoma brucei brucei TREU927, 783 nucleotides long. RefSeq lists its product as hypothetical. The transcript has a single exon. The record is from RefSeq and is a predicted model, not a curated record. NCBI's taxonomy places the organism in Eukaryota, Euglenozoa, Kinetoplastea, Trypanosomatida, Trypanosomatidae. The coding region runs from base 1 to 783 and encodes 260 amino acids.
AUGUCACUCUUCGCGAAGAAGAAGUGGCGCGUGCAGGAUAUCAUUCGCACUGAGGAAAAAAAAUACCUAGCAAGCGUAUUGAAGGUGACGCACCCGUUUCGAAAGCAACAGAUAGUUAUUGUUCCUGCACCGCGGUAUGCCUUAGAUUCAUAUUACUCUGAGUGGGUCUAUCAACCCUACGCAAAGGAGCACAAAUUGUACGUUAGUAACGACAUAUUUAAUCCGACGCACGUUUACCUCGCGCGCAUUCUUUUGCGCCGAAACAUCUUCCCCGGUUACGCGUACUUUCACCCCAUGGGGUUUCCCGACUGUAUAGAUCUUAACCUCACACGGCGUGAAUUUAUCUCACGCGAACAGCCAAUUCGAACCCCAAUGCUGCUUUUGCUACUGACACCGAAUAUGUAUCGUGAAAGGUUUCACAGCUGGGUUGGGAGGCGCGUGCUUAACAUCGUGGGAGAAAGGUACGUCACACACCCGUCGGAAGACAACCGCUUACUGAUGUUUAUCCUUCCACCGGCUUAUGUACCUGACGCAGUGAAUGUGUUGCAGAGUCUCGGGUUUAACGUAACGGAUCACACGACUGCCGUUGUUGGAGAUACCGACACUGUUGAUAAGCUGAACAAGUGGGGCGACAUGGCUCAGGUGGUGGCCCUCGCUUACAUUUGGUUUAUGUUCGUGUUGUUAGUGGUGAAUGAAUCACAUCGAAUGGAGAAAAUGUUUGAAGAAUACAAAAGAGAAUUGGCUGAGAAGGCAGGGAGGGAUCCCACUGAACUCGGUUUGUAG